AUGUCUCAUCCUCAUCUGACUUCGCCGCAUCUAGUCUUGGCCCAACGGAGGAGACCAUGUGAUCGCUGUCACAGCAUCAAGGAGAGGUGUCGUUGGCAACCGGGAGAUGCCAGCAAUUGCGAAAGAUGUUCACGCUUGAACUUCAGCUGUCGAAGUGAUCGUCGCUUCGCAAAGAAGGGGAGGAAAGCGAGACUUGCGACUGGAAAUCGACUUGUGCUGCGAAGGACGGAAAUUGAUAUACCCUACGAAACGCCUCAAUUAAGCUCGCCGAUAUCCUCGACAGAGUCUCUUGUUACCUCCACGUCCAGCAGCGCUGCCUUUUCGCCUGGCGUCGAUUUCGAGACCUCGGACAAUGAAUAUGCAAUCGAGAUUGAUCGAGGCAUCUCCAUUUUCCCCGACCUGACCGGCUUCGAGUUCCGCCUCCUGGACACUAUGCUGCACAGACAAAUUGACGUUGAUAAAUAUCUCAUCGGCCCAAGUUUCCGGGAACAACACUGUCAAACAUUUAUUGAUCACCUCAGGAUCGGGAUGCCCCUUGUCAAAGACGCAUUCAUUGCGUGUGCAACUUUACUUGUGAGCAAAGAGGAUUCACAGCUGGUACCAUAUCGAGGCAUUGGCUAUAGAAGGGCUGCAGCAGCUGUUGCUUCCCUCCGAGAGCUUCAAAUCUAUGAUUCUCGGGAUGUUUCAAUUGUAUUAAUCUUUGGUAUGGCGAUGGUGACUUUUGCCUUGCAUCAUUUGGGUGGCGAGGCAUCCGUUUGCCGGCAUGUCCUGGGGCUUGUAAAACCAUUAUAUGAAAGCGACUUCUCCUUGAUGAAAAGACUCGGCUCAGAUGGAACUUCCUUUCUCAUUUGCCUUCUGGGUACUGAGACGACCAUUUGCCUACUUCAAUGCCAAGUCCCCUCCAUUCGACUUCGAGAGGAUGAUUUCGAGCAGCUUGUGGACCGGUUCAUUGGAGUAUCUGUGUCGAUGCUUACUUACAUGUAUGAUAUUUGUCAGCUAGCUCAUUUGAUACGCCAGUCGCAAUGCAGGCUAGGCAAUCUUCUUAUGGAUGAGGGUAUUCACAGGGCACUAGCAAAGACUGAAAUUGCAGUCGAGGAGUGGCAACCGAGUGUGCCCAAAGACUUCCUUGAUGGCCGUUUCACACCAGCUGAGGUGGUCUUGAUGCUCACGCAAGCCAAAGUGCUUCGCCUGACUACAUCACUCAUCAUUCACCGGCUACGUUACGCUUUUGGUACAUACGGGGGCAAAGCCAAGGCCAUAUCUCGGGCCAUUCUCGACGAGCUUACUUUGGUGCUCCGUUUGACAGGGAGGUCAAUGCCUUUCGCUGACAUCACAUUCUUCGUUGCAUGCCUUGAAAUCACGAAUUCUGAAGAACGAGCAGCCGCUUUGAUGAGAUCGCGCCGCAUCGUGGAUUUCUCGGAUCGAACCCAUGAUGAGAUCGAGUCUUGGUUGAUCUCAUUCUGGAACAUCAUGGAUAAUGAGAACUGUCCUGCCAUUUACUGGGACGGCAUUGGACCAAUUAUUUUCGGAGGAGCCCAGAAGCUUUGA
Molecule: messenger RNA, 1548 nt
Organism: Exophiala aquamarina CBS 119918
Lineage: Eukaryota; Fungi; Ascomycota; Eurotiomycetes; Chaetothyriales; Herpotrichiellaceae
Exons: 1
Coding region: 1-1548 (515 amino acids)
Biological process (GO): regulation of DNA-templated transcription
Molecular function (GO): zinc ion binding; DNA-binding transcription factor activity, RNA polymerase II-specific
Source: RefSeq, a predicted model, not a curated record